Molecule: messenger RNA, 457 nt
Organism: Tribolium madens (black flour beetle)
Lineage: Eukaryota; Metazoa; Arthropoda; Insecta; Coleoptera; Tenebrionidae
Product: protein hairy-like
Exons: 2
Coding region: 20-457 (145 amino acids)
Biological process (GO): anterior/posterior pattern specification; regulation of neurogenesis; regulation of transcription by RNA polymerase II
Cellular component (GO): nucleus
Molecular function (GO): DNA-binding transcription factor activity, RNA polymerase II-specific; RNA polymerase II cis-regulatory region sequence-specific DNA binding; protein dimerization activity
Source: RefSeq, a predicted model, not a curated record
GUACAAGCAAGUGACUACCAUGAAAAGUGAAACUAAUAAGAAAACUGUGAUAUCUGAGAGCCGCAAGGUCCGCAAACCUCUGAUGGAGAAAAAACGGCGCGCCCGCAUCAACGACAGUCUGGAGACCCUCAAACAGAUCCUCCUCGACUCAAAAACCACCCUCAAAGAGUCCUCCGGGAAGAAGAGCGGCCAAAGAACGGCGAAACUCGAAAAAGCCGAUAUUUUGGAAAUGACAGUACGAUACGUCCAACACCUUCGAAGCAAACUCAACCAGAAUGAAACUAAAGCUGAGAGAAAAAAUUGCGAUGCAACUCCGGCGAUCAAAAUGGGAGUUACCCUCAUACCCACGAAAUUAACCAAUGGGGAAAUCGUUUUCGUCAUGCCCUCCAAUCUAAAUUCGCAAAAUUGCCAGGAGUUCGGAACGAAAAUCGCGGAAAAUGUGUGGAGGCCGUGGUGA